This is a messenger RNA of Planococcus citri (citrus mealybug), 2873 nucleotides long. It is a transcript of the gene Rgl, whose product is annotated as Ral guanine nucleotide dissociation stimulator-like. The transcript is spliced from 17 exons. NCBI's taxonomy places the organism in Eukaryota, Metazoa, Arthropoda, Insecta, Hemiptera, Pseudococcidae. Gene Ontology annotation, biological process: positive regulation of GTPase activity; Ras protein signal transduction. Gene Ontology annotation, cellular component: plasma membrane. Bases 636 to 2864 code for a protein of 742 amino acids. The record is from RefSeq and is a predicted model, not a curated record. Gene Ontology annotation, molecular function: guanyl-nucleotide exchange factor activity.
CAUGUAAACUUUGGUCAGAUGUUUAGAUGAACUUUCUUAAAACACAUAAACUUUAUUGUUUUAUGUGUUAUUUUAUUCAAAGAUCGUAUAAAAAGUUCAAUAGUGUUAGCCAAAGAAGACCCAGAAACAACACUCCAUCCGAUAACAAUCAAUCGAACUUGGGAACGCAAGAAUAUCACUCGUAUGAUAAAUCGUAUCGCUUUCAAAAUUGAAAAUUACCACCUGUUGAUCUUCUACAAGUAAAUUUUGCCAGUUUUUUCCAUUUUGCCACGAUCCUGGUGCUUCGUAAUGCAACACGAUCGACAUUUCAUAUAAAAAUAGGAGGGACGCUUCAGAAUUUAGAGUAGAUAUGGCUGUUUUCGCCAAUUUGUGCUGAUUACGUUUUCUUAAAUCAUAUUCAUCGAAUUUUGGAAAUACCGGAUACGCGGAAGAAUCGUAAUCGUGAAUCACCUCGCGUAUGACGACACCGCCGACGUUCAUACUAUGACCACAUUAACUUUUGAUAGUGGAUCUUAGAAUAAUUUUUAUUCUUCAACCGAGUUAUCUUAUCACAAAGAUAAUGCUGUUCUUUCUGUACGUUCCACUUGCGACAUAAAACAACCAAUUCUUCGAUUACCAUUAGGUGUGUGGUUGAAAUGAACCUGGAUGCUAAGAAAAAGAAUCAGAAUCAGUCGACAUGGCGAUUGUGGGGUGAAGAAAAAACGGACAACGCCCUGUAUACAAUUUAUUUAAAGAAAGUGCGAUACCACCAGCCGCUGAAAAGUGUCUCUCUGGAUUCAGACGACAAUAUUUCUCAUUUAGAAUGGGAAACAGUGCGUGUGAAAUUUGUAAAAGCUGGCACGUUGGAGAAGUUGGUGGAAUGUUUAACCGGUGAUGAUUACGAAUUGGAAUCUACUUACAUUAAUGUUUUUUUCGCUACUUACAGAACUUUCACUUCGCCUCACAAAUUACUCGCCUUAAUGUUAGAAAGAUACGAAAAACUAAUAAAUAAUGAAUUCAAUCUGCCCGAUACCGUGGUACAGCAGUGUAAAAAAAGCAUUGUGGUCUCCAUACACGUAUGGCUCGAUUCUUACCCGGAUGAUUUUCGGGAUCCCCCUUUACAUGCAGUUUUACAAAAGCUAAUAUCUUUUGCUCAACAUUACAUACCAGAAUCGGAUCUGUUGUUGAAAGCAAAACAUAAACUACAACGAUUACUAAACGAGGAUGUUCAAACUACAGAUAGUAACACUUUAUUAUCACCUCCAGAAAGUGGCAUAUCUUUCAGCACAAACGGAUGUCAUAGUAUAAGUUGCAGUUUUCCAAAUGUUUCCUGUAAACAUGUCGCCGAACAAUUGACUCGCAUUGAUAUGGAACUUUUCAAAAAAGUGAUUCCCCACCAAUGUUUGGGAGCUGUGUGGUCCCGAAGAGACAAAUCACGCUCCACAGAAGCUGCCUCUGUUCUGGCUACAGUCAGUCAAUUCAAUGCAGUCUCUUUUCGCGUUAUGAGUACUGUACUAAUGGAUCCAAAUUUGAAGAAUAUAGAUCGAGCAAAAAUCAUUGCAACAUGGAUUGAUAUAGCACAAGAAUUAAGGGUGUUGAAAAAUUUUUCAUCUCUGAAAGCGAUUGUAUCUGGUUUACAGUCUAGUCCAGUUUAUAGAUUACAUAAAACAUGGCAAUUGGUACCCAAAGAAAAGGUUGAAAUGUUCAGCGAACUAGAGAGAAUUUUCAGUGAAGACAACAAUCAGUGGGCCCAAAGAGAGUUGUUAAUCAAAGAAGGCACUGCCAAGUUUGCGGAUACAGUUGGCCAGAAUGAUAAACAUCUGCAGAAAAUUAUUCAACGCCAACUUAAUAACAGUGGGAGCAUCAGCCAUGGAACAGUGCCUUACUUAGGAACAUUCUUAACCGAUUUAACAAUGAUCGAUACAGCGAUUCCAGAUUACAUACACAAUCGUUUAAUUAACUUUGAUAAAAGAAGAAAAGAAUUCGAAAUUUUAGCACAGAUCAAAUUACUUCAAGGAGCUGCAAAUGCCUACAAUUUAGUCAAAGAUGCCGCUUUUGAUCGAUGGUUUGACUCGAUAUUAAUACUUGACGAGCACGAAGCAUACAGACUGUCUUGUUCAAUAGAAAGUGAAAAUCUUAGAGGUCAUCAUUUGAGCAGCGGUACAUUUUCUGCUGGUAUGGAUCAUGGAGUUACCAGUGGGACUGGGGCCGAGACUGGGGCUAUCAUCAAACAAACCAAAUAUGAACACAAAAAGAGCGAUUCGUUGGCCAGCAGUUCUGGUGAUUCGAGCAGUCACUUUUAUUUUGACCUGUCAACCGAUAGCCUGCAAUCGUCACCACGUACUUCUUUUGAAAGAAAAAAAUCGUUUUCGCAAAUAUCAACGUCAUCCAGUACAUCGUCAACAGUAUCAACUAGUGAUAAUAGUCACACUAUCAGCACUGGUCUCACUGCUGAUAGAAUAAUCAAAACACCUUCCACUAAUUCAUCAGCCACUCAUAAUUCAAUGUCUUGUUUGCCUUUGACGGAAUUCUACAUAAUCCGGGUCACCACAGAAACUGAUUCUUCUGAGGCUGAAGGAAUCGUUUUAUAUAAAAGCAUCAUGUUGAGUAAUAACGAAAGGACACCCCAAGUUAUCAGAAACGCCAUGAUCAAGUUGGGCAUCCAUGGGAAUCCUGACAAUUACACCCUUUCACAAAUUUUCCCCGACAAAGAAUUGGAGCUGCCACCAAAUGCCAAUGUAUUCUAUGCUGUGAACACGGCGUAUGAUUUAAAUUUCAUCUUACGAAAAAAAGAGAAACUUGUAACAAAACAAACGUGUAAUAAUAACUUUCCCAACAAAUGUAAAACUAAUAGUAAGAAUUCGAUACCAUUAAAAGAGAGCUAGUACUUCCUA